Molecule: messenger RNA, 411 nt
Organism: Prorocentrum cordatum
Lineage: Eukaryota; Dinophyceae; Prorocentrales; Prorocentraceae
Source: the annotation of a GenBank genome assembly
UUGCUGGAGCUCGCGCCGGCGAGCGCGGGAGCGGCCGCCAGCGGCGGCCGUCCGCUGCCCUCCGUGGCCUCGGCGUGCUGCCACCAGGUCAUGGAGCUCGCAGUGACCGGCCAUGUCGACGGCAGCGCGUGGCUGAUCGACCUCGCUGCUGGCCGCAUCGCCGGCGGGCUCGAGUGCCACCCUGACGCAAUCACGUCGGUGUCCAUGGAUCAGGGCACCGGUUUCUACCUGGCGACCGGCUGCCACGACGGGGUCGUCCGCACCUUCGACCUGAGGACGCGCCGCUGCUGCCGGAGCCUGCAGGUGGGCGGAUUCAAGUACGACGAGGCCGUGCACUGUGUUCACCUAGGACGGGUGUUGGCCGCUGCCUGCGCCGAUGGCAGCGUGGAGGUGUUCGGGCCCGGGGAGUGA